AUGUCAACUAAUGGAGACUCAGUUGACAACGUAGGACGACAGAGUGAUUCUCCUGCUGUUAGUUCAUCUUCAAGAUCUGCACUCAAUAGUGAAGAUUUUGAUGCUCUUGAUGGAGAUCCAACAUUAGCAACAAAGCUGUUUGUCAGUUCAAAUCGUUUGGCGAGAUUAGCCGACAGAAUUCAGUGGACUGCUCGAGACUUAAUAGACAAUUCUACCGCUGAUGGUUCAUCACCAACAUCUGCCCUCAAGAGUGCAGAUUUUGAUGGUUUUGAUGAAGAUCUGGGUUCAGCGAGAACGCAGAUUCUCCAUUUUUCAGGCGUGUUGGGGAGAUUAGCGGAGGAAAUUAUGUCAGCUGAAGACUACGCAAUACAACUGGCUGUUGGUUCAUCAUCAACAUCUUCAAUCGAGAGUGAAAUGGCUUCAGAGCAGUUUCUCCAGAUUUCAGACGAGUUGGAGAGAUUAGCGGAUGGAAUUAUGUCAACUGCUAAAGGCUCAGUUGACAACGUAGGACGACUGAAUGAUUCUCCGCCUGUUGCAACAGAGCUGACCGACAGCAUUUCAAACCGGUUGGGGAGAUUAGCGGAGAGAAUUAAGUCAACUGCUGAAGAUUCAGUUAAGAACAUAGGACGACUGAGUGAUUCUCCAGCUGUUGGUUCAUCAUCAAUAUCUGCACUCAAGAGUGAAGAUUUUGAUGGUUUUGAUCAAGCUGUAGCAACAGAGUUGACUGUCAGCAUUUCAAACCGGUUGGGGAGAUUAGCGGAGAGAAUUAAGUGGACUGCUGUUGGUUCAUCAUCAAGAUCUUCACCCACAAGAAAGGAUGUCGUGGUUGGUUUUGAUGAAGAUAGGUUGCAGAUAAUGCCAUGGCUUACAAGCUAUUCAUCCGAGCUGCAAGUCCUCCCUAUUGUGGGAAUGGGAGGCAUUGGUAAGUCCACACUCGCUAAAAUUGUUUAUGAUGAUACAUUCAUUACUUAUCAUUUUGAUUUUCACGCUUGGGUCACAAUAUCGAAAGAUUACAGUGUAGAAAGUAUUCUUUCAAAUCUGCUUGCUUCGAUGAAAGGAAAAGGAAUCCAAGCAGAGAGUGAUUUACAAUGCGAGGAGAAGGAGUCUGAAAUUUACAAAUACUUAAAAGGUAGGAGGUAUCUCAUAGUAAUGGAAGACAUGUGGAGUACGGUAGCUUGGGAUCAGGUACAGAGGCUAUUACCUGACGAUAAUAAUGGAAGCCGGAUCAUAUUAACCACAAGGCUAAAGAAUGUGGCUACUUAUGCUAGCUCUAUGAGCCCCAUUCAUACGAUGCAUUUCUUGGAUGACCAACAAAGUUGGCGUUUGUUCCAGAAGAAGGUCUUCGGAGAUCAAGAUUGUCCUGUUGAGCUGCAAGAUAUUGGGAAAAAAUAUGUAAAACGUUGUGAAGGACUGCCCCUUUCAAUUGUUACUGUGGCAGGACUUUUAUCCAAGAUUGAUAGAACUCCAAAGUUGUGGAAGCGAAUUGGGGCAAAUGAUGGACAGUUGGAAACAAUAUUAUUAUCUUUGAGUUACAAACACUUGCCUAGACAUUUGAGGGAGUGUUUCUUGUAUAUGGCAGGCUUCCCUAAAGAUUAUGAGAUCCGUGUCUCAGAACUCAUCAAACUUUGGGUAGCUGAGGGCUUUUUGGAAGGUCGAGAUGAAUCUAAAACGUUGGAAGAGGUGGCGGAAGAUGUUUUGGAGGUGCUGGUCGAGCAAAGUCUAGUUUUGGUUACUAGCAAAAAGAGUGAUGGCAAAAUCAAAAGGUGCAAGCUUCAUAGUGUGGUUCGGGACUUUUGUUCAAGACAGGCUGGGGAAGAGAAGUUCCUUCUACCUAUUAUGGAUUACUUUCCUAAUCCUAUCGUGAGAAGGCAUUUUCUUCCACAAGUGCUACAAAAUCAUCAACGCGUAAGUGUUAGUUGGCAUGAUCUUGAUCUUAAAGACUCUACGCAUAGCUCAUGCACCCGUUCUAUUAUAUGUAUUUCACAGAGGGGGUAUAGGCCCAAAGGCUCUAUAGAGAAUUUUAAGUCACUUAAGGUCCUUCACGUUUUACGUUAAAGGGUCAUGCAUUUUGGGAGUUAGGUCAAGUGUUUGAUUUGAUUCAUCUCACUUACCUUGCUUCCAAAAUUCCUAGCAAUAUUAUUCCUUCAGCUAUAUCAAAGCUUCAUAAUCUUCAGACUUUAAUUAUUUAUAGAUCGGAGGUCAGCUUGCCUGACGAAAUUUGGAAUCUGGAGCAAUUAAGGCAUCUUAUCGCCUUUUCAUUUCUUCCUUUACCCGAU
Messenger RNA from Salvia miltiorrhiza (redroot sage), 2276 nucleotides. RefSeq names its product putative late blight resistance protein homolog R1C-3. Lineage: Eukaryota; Viridiplantae; Streptophyta; Magnoliopsida; Lamiales; Lamiaceae. The record is from RefSeq and is a predicted model, not a curated record. Gene Ontology annotation, biological process: defense response to other organism. The coding region runs from base 1 to 2055 and encodes 684 amino acids. The transcript has 2 exons. Gene Ontology annotation, molecular function: ADP binding.